AGAGGCUAAAGGAAGCACUGUGGGACAGCAAUGAAAAAAUCGAGGAACAAGCCAAGGAACUUGGGAACGUGGUUCUGGAUCCAGACACAGCCCACUGUGAGCUUGUUGUGUCUGACAAUGGCAAAAGUGUGACACGAGGUGACCCACGAGAGGACAUCCCUGACACCCCCAACAGAUUUGAUGUGUGGCGCUGCGUUCUGGGCCGUGACGGCUUCACCUCUGGGAGACACUACUGGGAGGUGGAGGUGGAGGAGGAUACAGGAACAUGGGCUGUGGGGGUCUCUAGAGAAGAUGGGAAAAGGAAGGGUUGUUUUAGGUUUGAACCAGAGAAAGGCCUCUGGGCAGUGGGGAAACAGGGACAAUGCUUGAAAGCUUUCACCUCCACUCAUCCUACUUCAUUUCCUGAAAUCCAGGCUCCCAGACGGAUCAGGGUGUCUCUGGAUUAUGAAGGGGGACGGGUGUCAUUUUUCAGUGUUGAUGAGGGGAUUCACAUCUUUACAUUUCCACAGGCAUCAUUUGGGGGGAUAAAAGUCUACCCUUGGGUCUGGGUGGGUCCUGAGACAUGUCUGAAAAUAUGGCCCUGAUGAAGAGGAGGCAGUAAG
This is a messenger RNA of Empidonax traillii (willow flycatcher), 602 nucleotides long. Its product is annotated as butyrophilin subfamily 1 member A1-like. The record is from RefSeq and is a predicted model, not a curated record. Lineage: Eukaryota; Metazoa; Chordata; Aves; Passeriformes; Tyrannidae. The transcript is spliced from 4 exons. The annotation marks the transcript as partial. Gene Ontology annotation, molecular function: protein binding.